Molecule: messenger RNA, 1104 nt
Organism: Tilletiopsis washingtonensis
Lineage: Eukaryota; Fungi; Basidiomycota; Exobasidiomycetes; Entylomatales
Product: mitochondrial carrier
Exons: 4
Coding region: 1-957 (318 amino acids)
Source: RefSeq, a predicted model, not a curated record
AUGUCGUCGUCCGCGCUGCCUCCCGCGCCGGCGCUGUCGCCCGCGCCCGCGCCCGCGCCCGCCGCCGCCGCCGUCGGCACGCGGCAGUCGCAGCCCCUCACCUACCUCGCCGCGCUGCUCGGCGCCUGCACCUCGGCCGUCGUCACCAAUCCCUUCGACAUCAUCAAGGUGCGCCAGCAGCUCUCGGCGUCGCGCGAGAUUCCGCGCCUCGCCAGCGUCGUCGCGGGCAUGUAUCGCGGCGAGGGCGUGCGCAGCUUCGGCAACGGCGUCACCGCGAGCGUCGUGCGCGAGGCGAGCUACGGCACGAUUCGCAUGGGCGGGUACGAUGUCGUCAAGACAUGGUAUGCGCCGCUCCUCGCAGACUUUCCCCUGCUGCAGAAGCUCGCAGCGGGCAUCACCUCGGGCGCCGUCGGCGCGCUGAUUGCCAGUCCGGCGGAUCUCGUCAAGGUCAAGAUGCAGGCUGUGCGGCCCGAGGGAAGACCACCUUACCCAAAUACCCUCGCCGCCUUCAUCGGCGUAUACCGCUCCGGCGGCGGAGGAACAGCAGGGAUAAAGGCCUUGUGGAGAGGCGUAGGACCGACUGUGUUGCGCGCCAGUAUUCUCACGAGUAGCCAGGUGGGAUGCUACGACGAAGUCAAGACGCGCUUGAAACGCAGUGGCGCAAGAGAAGGGCUUGGCCUGCACUUUUCCAGCAGCAUGGUCGCUGGCUUCAUAGCCUCGGCCACAUCGCAGCCGGUAGACGUGAUCAAGGUGCGCCUGAUGAACGACACGUCGGCGUCGGGCGUGCGCAGGUAUGCCAGCGCGGGGCAGUGCGUCGCCGAGCUGCUCAAGAACGAGGGGCCCCGCGCGUUCUACAAGGGCUUCGCCAUGUGCUGGCUCAGACUGGGAUGCCACAGCGUCGUGAGCUUGAUGCUCUUUGAGCGCUUCAGAGCCAUCUUUGGCCUCGCGCCAAUCUAGACCGUCCUUCAUCUGGCAAGCAAGAGAGAGGAGGCUGAGACAGAGGCGGAGAGUAGAAGGAUGCGUUGCAGAUGUUUCGCGUCACGAGAAAGACUGGGAGAAGGUGCGGGCAGACGCACGGGUAACGCGGACGAGGGGCAUACGUAU